This is a messenger RNA of Henningerozyma blattae CBS 6284, 3252 nucleotides long. RefSeq names its product Rbh1p (gene RBH1). The record is from RefSeq and is a predicted model, not a curated record. Bases 1 to 3252 code for a protein of 1083 amino acids. NCBI's taxonomy places the organism in Eukaryota, Fungi, Ascomycota, Saccharomycetes, Saccharomycetales, Saccharomycetaceae. The transcript has a single exon.
AUGACUAUGUCCACUGCUACUGUUCAACUUUUGAACAUAUUGAAUAAUUUGCUAGAUAUUUGUACUGGUGUUUCCAAUCGCAAAUCUUCAAUGCUGGAUCCCAUGAAGGAAAUUCAAAACCAAAUUAAUAGAAUUAUCAAUUCCUGCCAAUUUCUGAUAAAUUACAAUUCCAACACUCAAGAAGAUUUGUUUUCUAUUAUGAGAAAUGUGGAUAUUUUAACCCAUUUUAAUAAUAUUUUAUUCUCUAGUAUUAAAAUUUUAUUAAACCAAAAGAUUUCAAAUCUGUCUCUUUUAAAUGGUGGGAAACUAGACUUUCUUUAUUCUAUCUUAAAUAUUUAUUCAGCUUUAUCUCAAUUGAUCAUUAAUAACACCACCGAUAAUGAAGAUUUCCAUAGUUUGAAAAAACUUUUAAUGAGUUUUGAACAUCAAUUUCAAAUAAAUUAUAAUAUUAUCAAUUGUAAUACUUUAAAAUUUGAUCAAGUCAUCGACUUAUUGAGUUAUAAAAAUGAAAAAAUUUCAACAUCCAUAAUUAAGUUAGAAGAUAUCUCUGUUAGAGCUUAUUUUAAAAUAUCUAUAGAAAAAUUUCAUUUUUCAAAUAUUCUAGUGGAAAUUUUCAAAUUAAAUAACGGUGAAUUGGCUAUAUUUAAAGUCAAUUGCCAAAAAUUACCGUAUAUGACAAAUUCUGGUGAAAAAUUAAUUAAUGAACUGAUAAAUGGUAAUAAUAACUUACUAAAUUUGGGAAGAUCAUUAUUAUUUCCUUUGAUUCGUGCAAGUGAUUUAGAAAUUGUAUCAUAUUUGAAAAAUGGUAUUCAACUAAAAACUAUGACUGGCAAUGGCGUAGAAAUCAAAUUGACUUGUAUUGAUCCAAUUCAAUGGGAAACUUUUUGGAGACUUUACUUUAAUAAAUUAUUUUCAAUGAAUUAUAAUCGCAAUGAAAGAACUAUUCCUAAUAAUAAUUUAAAACAGUGUAGAUCAUUUAAUCAAAGACAAGUACGUUUAAUAAAUUCGACUGAUUCAAAUAAUUCAGGGUUGUUAUUAAAAGUUCCUAAAUUAAACAAGAAUUCUAAGAACAAUUAUCCAACUGCUCCACCAGUAUCUGCCCCUAUUACUGUCAAUGAAUUAGAAAAUUCUAAAAUGCAAAUUCAAAUAGAUAAAAGCAAUGUUAGUGAUACUGAUCAUAUUAACCCACUAACAUAUAGUAACAAAAACACUGGUUCAUUCUCAUACUUACAUCGCUCUAAGCCACUACAAGAUAAUCUAGAUUCUUAUAUAUCUAAAAAUAAAUCACUACCAAUUUUAUUAAACCAUUUAGAUGACCCACCUUCUUCUUUAUCAAUGGAAGCUAGUAAGAAAAGUAAUACGAUGCUUGAUAAAGUUGCUUCAAAUGAUUCUUUUGCUAGUACUAUCAAUCAUGAGAAGUUCGACCAUAUGCAUUCAAGUAAUAAUAAUAAAAACUCAACUUUUAGUAAAAAUAAUAAUAAUCAAAAUAAACCAAAUUAUAGACCACUUACCUGUACUAAUACUGAGCCCACUCAAAAACAAUAUACAUCAAAAAAUUAUUACAGAAAGUAUAUUCCAAACAAUAAUAAUAUGUUAAACAAUAAUAGUAUGUUAAACAAUAAUAGUAUGUUAAAUAAUAAACAUAUGUUAAACAUUAAUAGUAUGUCAAUUAAUAAUCCUAUGUUAAGCAAUAAUAAUAAUAAUAAUAAUAAUAAUAAUAAUAAUAAUAAUAAUAAUAAUAAUAAUAAUAAUAAUAAUAAUAAUAAUAAUAAUAAUAAUAAUAAUAAUAAUAAUAAUAAUAAUAAUAAUAAUACAUUAAAACCUAAUAAUAAUCCGUUUAGAAGAAAUACAUUUACUGCAAAUUCUAAUACCAUGAAAUCCACGACAAACUACUCGAGUAUAAAUACUACUCAAUUAACUAAUAAUUAUGAUAAAUUUCCAAAUGAUAAUGAAAAGCAACCAAUACUUACCCCUAACAAAAUAAUUGAUAUUGAUUUUAAAUCAAUUAAUGAAAUUCGUAAUUUAUCUAUAAAUGAUACCCAUAAUAAAAUUAAUGAAGAGAAUAGCGAAAAUGCAGAAAGCAUUAUAUCUGAAGAUGAAGAAGAAAAUCAAGCUGAUGAUGAGGACGAAGAUCACUCUACAUCCGAUAAUGACGAAUCACAGCAAGCACAAUCCACAAUACCUUUCAAUCCCGAAGCUUAUAAACCAAUGCUAAGUACAAGACCAUCUCUGUUAAGUCUAUUUAAUUCACGCAACAAAAAGAAGCUUAAUAUCGAUACAACAAAAAAGGGAAGCAAUAUAAGUUUAUUUAAUAAUGUUCAAACUCCAAGCUCUGCAAAAAGUGUUUACUUUAUUAACAAUAUCGACGAUGCUGAUUUAGAUAUCCCAGAAUAUAUUUCAAACGUUGAAAAUGAAGUAAUUUAUCAAAUAAGUAACAUCAAAUUAAGCAAAUGGAAUGAAAUGAGAUGGGAAUUAAUUAGCAAAUUAGAAUUAAAACUAGAAUUGAUCAGGAUGAAAUCUGAUAAGAGAAUCAUGAUGAUAAUUAAGAAUGAAGAAGGUAAUCAAGAAAAUAGUAAAAUGCUUUAUGAAAUCAAUAAGAACUGUAAAAUUCGUAAAAGUGCUGGUAAGGAUCUUCAAAUUGCCUUGCCUGCAUUAAACAAGAUUAAAAGUAUUACAUCAGACAAUACCAAAAUGAAUAUGUAUAGCAUUCGAAGUGUUAACGGUGAACGUAUUAUGAAUAUGCUCGAGUGUUGUAUUAGUGGCCAAAUUAAUAAUAACCAUGAAUCUCGCAUGCAUACUUCAAGCACCACGACUACUAUAUCGACUACAAGUAGUAGUAAUAGUGACAAUAGUUAUGGAGCAUCUUCUGCAACUGCUUCUACACAUUCAACCGAAGAAACAUCUAAUGCAAAGAAUUUGGAAAACAUUGAUUCUCAUUUAUUAUUAACCAAUGUUAAGGUUAAACAUUAUAUGAAACAGAAACAACAAGAUAAACAAAAUGGCCAUAAAUGGCAAUUUCAGAAUGUUGGAACAAUAGAAUUAUUCUCUAAAGAAAUCAAAAAUAUCAGAAUUGGUAUUAAAAUCGAUAUUGUAUAUUAUAACGAAAAUACGAAACAUAGCUUUAUUUGUCCAAUUAAUAACAUUAGGAGAAUUAACAAAAAAGGUAUUUGUUUUAAAGAUAAUCAAUAUUUUGAAUUUAAUAACUCUAUGAUUGCAGAUCAAAUUUAUAAUUUGGUUUGUUCAAGAAUAUGA